Molecule: messenger RNA, 318 nt
Organism: Colletotrichum gloeosporioides
Lineage: Eukaryota; Fungi; Ascomycota; Sordariomycetes; Glomerellales; Glomerellaceae
Exons: 2
Coding region: 1-318 (105 amino acids)
Source: RefSeq, a predicted model, not a curated record
AUGAAAGCAAAGUUAAUCGCGGUUGCUCUGGCGAACGCUGCGUGGGUUCAAUCCAAACACUGGCUGAGUUUGGCCGAUAGACUUGCUGACUGGCUCAACUACGGCAGCAUUGCACUCGGCGGUGUUUACAAGGGCUACAUCUGUGUGAUGUCUAAUGGCGCACAGAAUCCUUCAGACAACAUGUGCUGGCAAGCUUAUGGAACACCUCUGCCCGGCUCACCCGGGGUGUGCUGUAUUUCAAACUCGAUCACCAAACAGAGUUUUGAUGAAGGCUGUGCCAAUAACGGUGGCAAGACUGGGAUUCUGAAAGAUUGUUGA